This is a messenger RNA of Effrenium voratum, 1728 nucleotides long. The record is from the annotation of a GenBank genome assembly. Lineage: Eukaryota; Dinophyceae; Suessiales; Symbiodiniaceae.
CAGCAAGUGAUCAUGGAUAAGGCGUCAGUAGCUAUGGACAAGGCAACGGUGAUCAAUAUGAUGGAUGAAGUUCUCCGGAAACAUGAUGUCCAGAUCAUGGGCCAGUUGGAUUCCUGGCUACUGCACUUGGACGGCCUUUUGCAGAACAACUUGUCGACGGAUGCCAGGGACGCACCUGUUAUGCAUAAUGGCAGCACGCCAGAGAGCAACAGCACGCUGGGCCUCGAGCGGCAGGCGCUGCCGAUCCCCGAGCAGACUGCAUCCGCGAGGCUGAACGCGAGCCGGAGCAUCAGCCGCCGGUGGUCCAUGCAAAGCUAUGAUGAAGCCAUAGAGGAGGAUCUGCGCAGGGCCGCGGAGUUGCAUCGGACGGCCAGCUCUCUGAGCGUGCAGAGCGACGGGCCUUGGUUGUUGCAGGCCUGGCGCCGAAUUCGCCAUUGCGCCAACGCCGUGGUCUCCAAACCGGCCUUCGAUAUGCUCUUCCUUGCCCUGAUCGUGACCAACUCCCUGUAUCUAGGGGCUCAACUGGAGUGGGCCUCUUUUUUCAACGGGCAGGCAGACGAGGUAGCGCUCGGAAUCAACCUGGGCUACACCGUGCUGUUUACCAUGGAAUUCCUCUUGCGGCUCCUCGCCAACGGGCCGCGACAGCUCUUCUGCAAGACCGGCUGGUUGUGGACCUGGCUGGAUAUCGCAGUGGUAGGCUCCUCUUGGGUCGAAAUCGCCUUCGCAUUUGCGUCAGGCUCCCAGGAAAAUGAAGCAAAUAGCAACCUCCGCAUCAUCCGAAUAUUUCGCAUUGGCAAGUUACUGCAGACGGUGCGCUCCUUUCGUGUUCUCAAGUUCCUCAGCGCCUUGCGAACCCUUGUGUUCUCCAUCGUGGAUGCAACAAGAUCACUUUUCUGGGCGCUGUUUCUACUUCUUAUCAUUCUCUACAUCUUCGGGAUUCUUUUUACGGACGCGGUCCUGGAUCACUUCAACUUCUCGCCCGCCGAGUCGGAGCUCCAGUUUUACUUCGGCUCCGUGUCAAGGUCCAUGACCACCUUGUUCCGUUCCAUCUUGGGGGGCGUGGAUUGGUACCAGCCUGCGGAUGCCUUGGCAGCGGUGGGACCAGUUUGGACCCAGCUCUUCCAGUUCUACAUCGGGCUGGCAACGCUCACCAUCCUGAACGUCAUGACGGGGGUCUUCUGCAACAGCGCCCUCCGCGCCGCAGAGCUGAACCACGACGUGAUGAUGCAGAACCGAUCCGUGCUCCGCGGCCAGGCGGCUGCGCUCUUCCGGAAGAUGGACCGGACCGGCAGCGGCGGGCUCACGAUCACUGAGUUCGAAGAGGUCUUCGACGACGAGGACAUGAAGGCUUUGUUGGAAUCGAUUGAUAUCACCGCAACGGACGCCUGGACACUCUUCAACAGUCUCAAUAUCGACGGGGAUAACCUGCUGACGCUGGACGAGUUCACCGAGGGCUGCCUCCUACUUCGUGGAGCAGCUCGUUCUGUGGACAUGUACGCGUUGAAGCAGCAGAUUAGGAAGCUGCGGGAAGACGUCUCCUGCAUCAAUCAGGCGCAGUCGCAAAUGCAGGAGCUGGUUCGACCAAAGGCGAUCUUGAAGUCCAACUUCUGUGAAUUGGAGCGUUUGAAGGUGUGAGGCUCGUGGCUGUUGCCUCUGACGGCAAGUCUGGUCGAGCGAAAAGCUUCUUUAUGGACUAAGAGCCUGGGUGUGUCGUGGGAAACCUGUGUC